Symphalangus syndactylus (siamang) is the source of this 3263-nucleotide messenger RNA. RefSeq names its product collagen alpha-1(I) chain-like. The record is from RefSeq and is a predicted model, not a curated record. NCBI's taxonomy places the organism in Eukaryota, Metazoa, Chordata, Mammalia, Primates, Hylobatidae.
CAGAGGCGCCCCUCACUUCCCAGACGAUGGCUGGCCGGGCAGAGGCGCCCCUCACUUCCCAGACGAUGGGUGGCCGGGCAGAGGCGCCCCUCACUUCCCAGACGGGGCGGCCGGGCAGAGGCGCCCCUCACUUCCCAGACGGGGCCGCCCGGCCGAGGCGCCCCUCAAUUCCCAGACGGGGCGGCCGGGCCGAGGCGCCCCCUCACUUCCCAGACGGGGCGGCCGGGCCGAGGCGCCCCUCACUUCCCAGACGGGGCGGCCGGGCCGAGGCGCCCCUCACUUCCCAGACGGGGCGGCCGGGCCGAGGCGCCCCUCACUUCCCAGACGGGGCGGCCGGGCCGAGGCGUCCCUCACUUCCCAGACUGGGCCGCCCGGCCGAGGCGUCCCUCACUUCCCAGACUGGGCCGCCCGGCCGAGGCGCCCCUCCCUUCCCAGACGGGGCCGCCCGGCAGAGGCGCCCCUCCCUUCCCACACGGGGCCGCCGGGCAGAGGCGCCCCUCCCUUCCCAGACGGGGCGGCCGGGCAGAGGCGCCCCUCACUUCUUCCCAGACGGGGCGGCUGGGCAGAGGCGCUCCUCACUUCUUCCCAGACAGGGCGGCCGGGCCGAGGCGCCCCUCACUUCCCAGACGGGGCCGCCCGGCAGAGGCGCCCCUCCCUUCCCAGACGGGGCCGCCCGGCAGAGGCGCCCCUCCCUUCCCAGACGGGGCGGCCGGGCAGAGGCGCCCCUCACUUCUUCCCAGACGGGGCGGCCGGGCAGAGGCGCUCCUCACUUCUUCCCAGACGGGGCGGCCGGGCAGAGGCGCUCCUCACUUCUUCCCAGACGGGGCGGCCGGGCAGAGGCGCUCCUCACUUCUUCCCAGACGGGGUGGCGGCCGGGCAGAGGCGCUCCUCACUUCCCAGACGAUGGGUGGCUGGGCAGAGGCGCUCUUCACUUCCCAGACGAUGGGUGAGGAGCGCCUCUGCCCGUCCGCCCCAUCUGGGAAGUGAGGAGCCCCUCUGCCCAGGCACCCCGUCUGGGAAGUGAAGAGCGUCUCUGCCCGGCCACCCAUCGUCUGGGAAGUGAGGAGCGCCUCUGCCUCGCCAGCCAUCUUCUGGGAAGUGAGGAGCGCCUCUGCCCGGCCGCCCCGUCUGGGAAGUGAGGAGUGCCUCUGCCCGGCCGCCCCGUCUGGGAAGAAGUGAGGAGCCCCUCUGCCCGGCCACCCAUCGUCUGGGAAGUGAGGAGUGCCUCUGCCCGGCUGCCCCGUCUGGGAAGUGAGGGGCGCCUCUUCCCGGCCACCCAUCGUCUGGGAAGUGAGGGGCACCUCUGCCCGGCUGCCCCAUCUGGGAAGUGAGGAGCGCCUCUGCCUGGCCACCCAUCGUCUGGGAAGUGAGGAGCGCCUCUGCCCGGCCGCCCCAUCUGGGAAGUGAGGAGCGCCUCUGCCCGGCCGCCCUGUCUGGGAUAUGAGGAGCGCCUCUGUCCGGCCACCCAUCGUCUGGGAAGUGAAGAGCGCCUCUGCCCGGCCACCCAUCGUGUGGGAAGUGAGGAGCACCUAUGCCCGGCCGCCCCAUCUGGGAAGUGAGGAGCACCUCUGUCCGGCCACCCAUCAUCUGGGAAGUGAGGAGCGCCUCUGCCCGGCCGCCCCGUCUGGGAUGUGAGGAGCACCUCUGCCUGGCCACCCAUCGUCUGCGAAGUGAAGAGCGCCUCUGCCCGGCCACCCGUCGUCUGGGAAGUGAGGAGCGCCUCUGCCCGGCCACCCCGUCUGGGAAGUGAGGAGCGCCUCUGCCCGGCCGCCCCCUCUGGGAAGUGAGGAGCGCCUAUGCCCGGCCGCCCCCUCUGGGAAGUGAGGAGCGCCUCUGCCCGGCCGCCCCGUCUGGGAAGUGAGGAGCGCCUCUGCCUGACCACCCAUCGUCUGGGAAUUGAGGAGCCCCUCUGCCCGGCCACCCAUCGUCUGGGAAGUGAGGAGCGCCUCUGCUCGGCUGCCCUGUCUGGGAAGAGAGGAGCGCCUCUGCCCGGCCACCCCAUCUGGGAAGUGAGGAGCGCCUCUGCCCGGCCUCCCAUCGUCUGGGAAGUGAGGAGCGCCUCUGCCUGGCCACCCAUCGUCUGGGAAGUGAGGAGCACCUCUGCCCGGCCACCCAUCGUCUGGGAAGUGAGGAGCGCCUCUGCCCGGCUGCCCCGUUUGGGAAGUGAGGAGCGCCUCUGCCCGGCCACCCAUCGUCUGGGAAGUGAGGAGCGCCUCUGCCCGGCCAGCCCGUCUGGGAAUUGAGCGCCUCUGCCCGGCCGCCCCGUCUGGGAAUUGAGGAGCGCCUCUGCCCGGCCGCCCCAUCGUCUGGGAAGUGAGGAGCGCCUCUGCCCGGCCACCCCAUCUGGGAAUUGAGGAGCGCCUCUGCCCGGCCGCCCCGUCUGGGAAUUAAGGAGCGCCUCUGCCUCGCCACCCAUCGUCUAGGAAGGCAUCCCAUCAACAUCACAGUCCCAAGCUUCCCACACGGACAAGCUCAUGGGACCCCUUGAUGGAUCAGGACAGCGCCAGCACUAAGACGUGCCCUGAAACUCACAGGAAGAGCGGACCAAGAAGACGGGAACAGCACGGGGCACUGGGAGCUGCAAAUGCCCACGAUACUGUGAGAGAUGGAGAAAGGAGAAGGCGUGAACCAACGCGGAUGCUUCCACAUAGGGGGCACCGACCAGCAGUGGAAAGAUGCACCCAAAUGCCCCAGGUCUCCCAGGCAUGCCCGGUGAAGGAAGCUAGUUUCGGUGGGCAGAGGCCGAAGGAUGCGGCUACAUGACAUCUUGAAGACAGUGCUACCGUGUCGGGGAGCAGGACGGUGGUUUCAAGGGGCUGUGGGUGGAGGGGCGAAUGGAGGAGCUCUCUGGGGCGAUGGCGUGAGCACCUGCACCUCACUGUGGGCUGCUGCGGCUGAGAGGCUGUACAGCAAACGCUUCAUUCAGUACAUGCAGACUGAAGGAGGAAGGCUCCCACAACUCAAAGAGGGUGUCACCUCCAUGAAAGAAAAACAUAUUAAAACUCAAGAAAAAACCACAAAAAGUAUUUCAUAAGCGGAUUGACUGAGUUGACAUAAUCUACCUGGGAGCAUGGAACUGAAACCACAGGCUUGGCAAUCCCGGAGGGAGAGGGUGGAGGGUUUAGACCUCAAUUGGAGGGCUCAGUACCUGGCUAUAGGAAAUAACAUUUAAAAAGCGGCAGGGUGGAAAUAAUUUCUGCUGAUGAGGUUGCAUUUCUCCAGAUAGCCGGCAGAAUAAAUUAAAGCAAUAUAGUCUUGCUCUG